Galleria mellonella (greater wax moth) is the source of this 2767-nucleotide messenger RNA. RefSeq lists its product as uncharacterized. The coding region runs from base 1017 to 2651 and encodes 544 amino acids. The transcript has 2 exons. The record is from RefSeq and is a predicted model, not a curated record. Gene Ontology annotation, molecular function: DNA binding. Lineage: Eukaryota; Metazoa; Arthropoda; Insecta; Lepidoptera; Pyralidae.
AUUUGGAGAUCGGCUUCGGCUACGGCUUGGCAGACAUUUUUUUCUUUCUACAAUUUUAAAUUAAAUUUAUUAGAAUAAAUGCUUCGAACACACGCGAUCUAAGUACCUUUUGUGUUUAUUAUACCUUACCUACCUAGGUAUAAAAAGAGUACUUACGUAGAUUUUCUUUUAUUAACUGUUUUAUACGAAGAUCUUGAUCUCUCAAAUUAGCAUCCAUUUUACUUCCAGUGAUUAUCAACUAAAUUAAUAAUCCACAAAGUAUUAAAUAACGUUUUUAUGAAAUAUUUAGCACAAAAACAAUACCCUUUAAAUAUCGAUCGUCAGUAACUGUGGCUGACUUACCUAUAUUCUAGCAAGCAGGACUGCCAGAUGUGAAGGGGAAAACCCCAAUAAAUUGUUGCAUGUGACUGAUGAUGUGAGCAUGUUCGUUUCAUAAUAAAAAUGUUGCCAGGUAACCAAAAAGUCGUAUGUUUUUGUGCGAAUUACGAUCAUAAUCUUUACGAUCGUACAUUAAAAAAUAGACAAAUAAUAGUAUGAGUACGAUUUAAAUCGUAUAUCUGUCAACCCUGCUAGCAAGACAGCGACAAAAUCACGUUGCAUAACAAUGUAGCCCAAGCUUAUAUCUUAUGAAAUAUACGGAAGAGAUACGGACUUAGAAAAAACAGAAAUGUUGUUCUUUGUGGAAGUCAUUGAUGAAAUUCUAUGUAUUUUAGCCCGCAAACUUUCUUCAAACAAAAACAGCGCCAUCUAGUAUCGAGUUCUGUAAUUAUCUCUUUGUUUAUGGAUUUGAAGUAAGACCGCCACGCAUGCAAUACAUUAUGACUGGGGAUUCCCCUAUUCGUCGACGCUGAAUAUGAGGCGACGACAAUCACUGUCAAACGUGUUCACUAUUACUCUGACUCUGGUAACGUGACUUCCUGGUAACGUGUUAGGUAGGAAAAGCAGUAAAAAAGUGCAUAUUAAGGGAGCAGAUUUGAAAUAAUAUUUAUACUUAACAAGAAAUAAUUAAAGGUUCAAUGGGGAGACCUAAAGAUUUACGCAUAUGGGAGCACUACCGUACUUUACCAAACAAGUCUGUUUCUUGCAAGCUUUGUAAUAAGGUCUACAAAUUCAGUAAUGCUGCCAAAAUGCUUCAACAUCUUAUCACUUGUCCAAAAUCUCCAGAAACAUUAAAAGACUCUAUGAAACUUAUAAAAGAUAGCUCGUCCAAAACCAAAAUGUCUGGACUGUCAGAGAUAGAGACAAAUGAUUCUUUUAUAAGCCCCUCGUCGUCUGCUAACACUACAAUAAAUGCUGAGUUACAAGACACCGAUGAUCAUAUAAAAACAGAAUUAGCGAGAGCUAUAUUUGUAACAGGGACGCCAUUAUCGAUGGUGCAACAUCCUUUAUGGAUACAAUUUUUCGAAAAAUUGCAACCAAAAUUUAAAAUACCUUCACGUAAAGCUUUAGCGACAAAAUACUUAGAUAAAAUAUAUAGAGAAAUGCGUUUUGAGUUAAAUGAGGAACUAAAUGCUUGUAGUUACUUACACCUUCAGUGCGAUGGCUGGUCUAAUUUAAGAAAUGAAGGAAUAGUAAACUUUCUUAUAUCAAAACCUCAACCUGCAUACGUUAAAAGUUUGAAUACAGAAAGUAAUCCUCACACUAGUGAAUACCUUAGCCAAGAAGUUGAAAAAGUAAUGAAAGUGUAUGGAGCAAAUAAGUUUCUUGUACUUAUUAUUCUGCAUAUCAAUGAUAUGUUACAGAUAAGUAAUAUUCAUUGCUAUGCAGACGACAGUACAGGAGAUACAUUAUAUACCGGUCAUGCAAAGAUCUCGCGGGCACAUACCGAUGAGUGCCGGAAUAGACUUGUGUCUGAAAUCGAAACUUCACUCCAUCAAGUUUCGAUCUGGGGUGAACAAAAUCUUGUCCAAUUUAACCCCAAAAAGACACAAGUCUGCGCGUUUACCGCAAAAAAGACGCCGUUUGUCGUAUCUCCUCACUUUCAGGGCACUUCCCUUGAUAAAAAGUCGAGUCUAGGAAUUCUGGGCGUUGAUAUAUCUUGCGACGUCCAGUUUUGCGGUCAUCUGGAGGAGAAGGCUAAGAUAGCUUCCAAAAAGUUAGGAGUACUCAAUAGGGUGAGACGAUAUUUCAUGCCAGAACACCGCCUGAAAUUAUAUAAAGCCCAAGUCAGGCCGCAUAUGGAAUACUGUUCUCACCUGUGGGCAGGAGCGCCACAGUACCAACUCCUUCCGUUAGACCGCAUUCAAAGUCGGGCGGCUCGAAUUAUCGAUAGUCAACGCCUUACUGUCCGACUCGACCCACUGAAACUGCGCAGAGAUGUUGCAUCUCUGUGCAUCUUCUACCGAAUUUAUCAUGGGGAGUGUUCUGAGGAAUUGUUCGGAUUGAUACCUGCUGCUGAUUUUCACCACCGUACAACCCGCCACAAACUAAAGUUUCAUCCCAAUCAUCUGGACGAGUGGCGGUCUUCCACCGUGCGUUUUUCAAGGCACUUUCUUCCACGCACAACCAUUCUUUGGAAUCAACUUCCAGCAGCAGUAUUUCCGAACCGAUACGACAACAUAACCUUCAAGAAAAGAGUAUAUUCCUUUUUAAAAGGCCGGCAGCACACCUGCAAUGCCGCUGGUGUUGUGGGUGAUCAUGGGCGGCGGUAGUCACUUACCAUCAGGUGAGCCGCAUGCUCGUUUGCCCCCUGUGUUGUAAAAAAAAAAAAAAAAAAAUUAUUGGCGAUAACGCUAGAAAUAUACAAAAGGCAUUCGAAUUAACAAAA